Molecule: messenger RNA, 559 nt
Organism: Durotheca rogersii
Lineage: Eukaryota; Fungi; Ascomycota; Sordariomycetes; Xylariales; Xylariaceae
Exons: 1
Coding region: 251-520 (89 amino acids)
Source: RefSeq, a predicted model, not a curated record
CUCACUCACUCACUCACUCACUCACUCCAUCAUUCACUUGCAGGCUAUCCGUGUAUUACAUGUAUUAAGAUCGUUAGGUGCCUCACAUACGCUAAGUCAGGCAGCAGGUAGUGUGUCCUUCCUGCGAGACUUGGUGGCCAGCUCGAUCCACAGUUUCACCGCUCAUUGUAUACACCCUUGACGUUAGCCGACUCCUAACCUACCUAGACCUAUGUAGGUACAUAUGUAGAGGUCCCUGUGGCAGCACGAUAUGGCCCAGUUCCGGCUGGUCUUUUUGUACCUUCCCCUUUCACACCAGACAGAAGCCACUCAUAUGUAUAGGUUUAUAUACCUAGAUAUAUAUAGGUAUUACCUGUACACAUGUAAUGCACACAUAUACAUGUGCAUACAUACGUGCAUACAUAACUACCUAGGUAGGUGGGCACCCACGUCUAUACAUACCUACCUAUUAUCUAUGCACAUACAUAGGUACCUCUUACAUACCGCAUACACAACCCACACAGAUACACGACCGAAAUAAUAAUUAAAAACACCGCCCUACCAAUCCAAGUGACGGGAU